Molecule: messenger RNA, 1525 nt
Organism: Solanum verrucosum
Lineage: Eukaryota; Viridiplantae; Streptophyta; Magnoliopsida; Solanales; Solanaceae
Product: 4-hydroxyphenylpyruvate dioxygenase-like
Exons: 3
Coding region: 72-1400 (442 amino acids)
Biological process (GO): L-tyrosine catabolic process
Molecular function (GO): 4-hydroxyphenylpyruvate dioxygenase activity
Source: RefSeq, a predicted model, not a curated record
CAUUCUGUUCACUUCACAUCACCUCUUAACAAUAAAUUUCUGUCAAAGUCUAAAGUAAACUCUAAAAUACCAUGGGCAUGGGAAAAGAAAGUCUCUCCACCACCACCACAGAUGCAACCGGCGCUACUUUCAAGCUAGUAGGCUUCAACAAAUUCAUCCGCGCUAAUCCCCGUUCCGAUUUCUUCUCCGUUAAACGCUUCCACCACAUCGAAUUCUGGUGCGGCGAUGCAACCAAUACAUCUCGUCGUUUCUCAUGGUCUCUCGGCAUGCCGAUUACAGCAAAAUCAGACCUCUCCACCGGAAACUCCGUUCAUGCUUCUUAUCUCCUCCGUUCUGUUUCCGGCGAACUUCAGUUUGUUUUCACUGCUCCUUAUUCGCCGUCAAUUUCAGUACCGUCAACGGCAGGUAUACCUAGUUUUUCAACGUCUACUCAUCGGGAUUUUACGGCGAAGCAUGGGCUCGGUGUUCGUGCUGUUGCGUUGGAGGUUGAGAAUGCUUACCUGGCGUUCUCCGCCAGUGUCUCCCGUGGGGCGAAACCUCGGUUUGAACCUGUAACGAUUGAUGAGCAUGUGGCUGUUGCUGAAGUUCAUCUAUAUGGCGACGUCGUUUUGCGGUUUGUGAGUUUUGUUAAAGAUGUGGAUAGCCUCAAUUUCCUACCAGGUUUUGAAGCAAUGGAUGAAACAUCAUCCUUCAAGGAACUGGAUUAUGGGAUUCACCGGCUGGACCACGCUGUUGGGAAUGUGCCGGAGCUGGGUCCUGUAGUGGAUUACAUCAAGGCGUUUACGGGGUUUCAUGAAUUUGCGGAGUUUACAGCUGAAGAUGUUGGAACUGCUGAGAGCGGGCUGAACUCGGUUGUGUUGGCAAACAAUGACGAGACAGUGUUGCUUCCGAUGAAUGAGCCGGUAUAUGGAACUAAAAGGAAGAGUCAAAUUCAGACUUAUUUAGAGCAUAAUGAAGGGGCAGGAGUGCAACAUUUAGCUUUGGUUACAGAGGAUAUAUUCAGAACUUUGAGGGAAAUGAGGAAAAGGAGUGGAGUUGGGGGAUUUGAAUUCAUGCCUUCACCUCCGCCUACUUAUUAUAAGAAUUUGAAAAGUAGGGCUGGGGAUGUACUCAGUGACGAACAAAUCCAGGCGUGUGAAGAUUUGGGAAUCUUGGUUGACAGGGAUGAUCAGGGGACUCUGCUUCAGAUAUUUACCAAGCCUGUGGGAGACAGGCCAACAAUAUUUAUAGAAAUAAUUCAGAGAAUCGGUUGCAUGCUCAAAGAUGAAAACGGACAAGUCUAUCAGAAGGGCGGUUGUGGAGGCUUCGGGAAGGGAAACUUCUCAGAGCUGUUUAGAUCAAUCGAGGAAUACGAGAAGAUGCUUGAAGCCAAACAUGUUAAUCAAGUAGCUGCUGCUUGAAUAUAUACAAGCAUUAGCUUGCAAUCUAAUUGAAAUUUCACCGGGGCAUCUAAGCUUACAUUUGAUGUCUCUACUAUUAAUUAUAUAAUGGUGAAAUGAAAAAUAGCUUAUGUAUAUAAGUUUUA